UAACGUCCAAUCGUGUUAAAUAAAAACUAAAAUGGUUUCACUGCGCUUUCCAUUCUUGUUUUCUCAGCCGAGAAAGCAACCCAAUCAUGCCACCUCCGGCCACUUCUCUGCCACCAGAACCGUCGUGGCAUGUGCGGUGGCUGCCGGAGCUGCCACAUUCGCAGGCAUAGCAGCAACCCACAAUAGCUACAAUUUUAAUAACAAAGAACGCCCAUUUACACAAAACGUAUUGAAUUUGCUAUUUGCUAAUAUUAACUCUCUUCCUUGGGGUUCACUUUCUUUAGCUGAUGCCUCACCUACUACUACUGUUGUGGAAUCAAAAACCGGCGUGUCUUUUCCUUCUGUUGUUUAUGAAACGCGGAGACUUUUAGGAGUUGGGUUGAGGAGAAAGAGCGUGUUGGGAUUGAAGAACAUUAAUGUAUAUGCAUUUGGUGUUUAUGCUGAUGAUGAUCAAGUGAAAAAGGUUUUGGGUGAGAAAUAUGGAAAAAUAUCAAUUUCCGAACUCAAGCAAAACAAAGGGUUCAAAGAUGAUUACAUGGAAGGUGAUAUUUGCACAACUGUUAGACUCCAAAUAGUCUACAGUAAGCUUAGCAUUCGCUCAGUACGAAGUGCUUUUGAAGAAUCUGUAGGAAGCAGACUGCAAAAGUUUGGGGGUCCAGAUAAUAAGGAAUUGCUUCAGAGGUUCACUUCUCAGUUUAAGGAUGAAUAUAAAAUACCACGAGGUUCUGUGAUAGAGCUCUCAAGAGACAAAGGCCAUGUGCUUCGAACAACAAUUGACGGGAAGGAGGUGGGAAGCAUCCAAAGCAAACUCCUAUGUCGAUCAAUUUUAGAUUUAUAUAUUGGUGAGGAUCCAUUUGAUAGACAAGCCAAAGAAGACAUCGAGAGCAAAUUGGUGUCUCUCAUUCAAAAGUGAGCAAAUGAUCAUAUAUAUAUAUAUAUAUAUAUAUAUAUAGAUAUAUGUAGACAUCUGCAGUUUUCCUUUACUUUGAUCUGUAUUUGAUCGAACUAGUAGACCAUCCUCUUUGAACUAGUCAUCACAUCUGAGGGAUAUAAGCUGAACAUCUUGAAGACUUUUUCUAAGGAUAAACCAUGGUGCACAAGCUAUAAGUUUUACGA
Messenger RNA from Ricinus communis (castor bean), 1116 nucleotides. Its product is annotated as fatty-acid-binding protein 1. The record is from RefSeq and is a predicted model, not a curated record. Gene Ontology annotation, molecular function: intramolecular lyase activity. The coding region runs from base 32 to 913 and encodes 293 amino acids. NCBI's taxonomy places the organism in Eukaryota, Viridiplantae, Streptophyta, Magnoliopsida, Malpighiales, Euphorbiaceae. The transcript has 4 exons.